Dothidotthia symphoricarpi CBS 119687 is the source of this 1929-nucleotide messenger RNA. RefSeq names its product carboxypeptidase S1. NCBI's taxonomy places the organism in Eukaryota, Fungi, Ascomycota, Dothideomycetes, Pleosporales, Dothidotthiaceae. Gene Ontology annotation, cellular component: fungal-type vacuole. Gene Ontology annotation, molecular function: serine-type carboxypeptidase activity. The transcript is spliced from 5 exons. Gene Ontology annotation, biological process: proteolysis. The record is from RefSeq and is a predicted model, not a curated record. The coding region runs from base 147 to 1892 and encodes 581 amino acids.
GUGAGCUUAAGAGAAGGCCCUCCCGCUCACAUCCGUAGACGUUGCGUCUCUACAAUUGAUUAAUCUAUUUUUGGCCAAUUGACUUUUGGAGGGUUGUUGUUGUGUUUGCAUACAAGUAGAAAUCGCAAUUUCUCUUCUAGGCAACGAUGGGCUUGUCAAAGUCAUUUAUCGCGACUUUGCUGGUCGCAAGUACGGCGGUCGCGCAAUUCGUCCCUGCUCCCACGGACUUGACGACAAAGGAAGGAUACGCAGGCAUCAAUGUUCGCUACAAGGAGGUACCCGCAGGCAUUUGUGAGCUCGAUCCCAAUGUGAAGAGUUACUCUGGCUACGCGGAUGUCGGCGAAAACAAGCACGUCUUCUGGUGGUUCUUCGAAGCGCGCAAUCAAGAUCCCUCCGAAGCCCCAUUGACCGUAUGGAUUAAUGGCGGCCCUGGAUCGAGCUCUAUGAUCGGAUUGUUCCAAGAGCUAGGACCUUGCGGCGUUGGGCCAGAUCUCAAGCCGUUCAACAAUCCGUAUUCAUGGUCGAAUGCUAGCAACAUGCUCUUCAUCGAUGAGCCUACAACCGUCGGCUUUUCUUACUCGAUCCCCAUUCCUGGAUACAAAGAUGACGGUGGGUUUAUUGUCGAACUGCCCAAUGCUACUUGCCCGGAUUAUGCGCAAUCUUAUGGCUCGUGUGGCACGUAUUCAAAGUCGGAUCUUACUUUGACGGCGAAUACUACGGCUGGCGCCGCGCCGGACAUGUGGAAAACGCUGCAAGGCUUCAUGGGCGCAUUCCCAGACUACGCGCGCAGUGGGUUCAGCUUUGCGACUGAGAGUUACGGAGGACACUACGGACCUAUUUUCAACGCCUACUUCCUCGAUCAAAACGCGAAGAACAUCACCGGAGCACACAAGAUUGACCUCGAAAAUGUGUUAAUCGGCAACGGCUGGUUUGACCCUCUCAUCCAGUACCAAGCCUACUACAACUACUCCGUCUUCCCCGGCAACACAUACGAUUACGACCCGUACAACGAGACUGUCAAGGCAGAAUGGUACAACAACCUCUAUGGCAAGGGCAACUGCGUCGACCAGACCAAGCAAUGCUAUGCUACGGGCGUAAACUCUGUCUGCGCUCAAGCAGACAACUUUUGCUACUCCAAAGUCGAGAACAUGUAUGACAUUUACAGUGGGCGAGACGAGUACGAUAUGCGUUAUUUGACACCAGACCCCUUCCCGUACAGCUUCUAUGUGCAGUAUCUCAACACACCAGAGGUGCAGACGGCGAUUGGCGCUUACCAGAAUUUCUCCGAAAGUUCAGGCACAGUAAGCAGUGCGUUUGGGAAUACAGGAGAUGACGACCGGGAGAGCGGAACUAUCGAGGCUUGCCGGCAGUUGCUUGAUGCGGGGGUGCAGGUCAUGCUCUAUUACGGUGACGCCGAUUACAACUGCAACUGGUUGGGCGGUCAAGUCGUCGCACGAGAAAUCGACGCAGCCGGCUACUCCACGGCAGGAUUCGUCAACAUCUCCACCUCGGACGACAUUGUGCACGGCCAGGUCAAGCAGUCUGGACUUUUCUCCUUCCUCCGCAUCUACGAGUCAGGCCAUGAAGUCCCGUUCUACCAACCGCUUGCUGCGCUGGAGAUCUUCGAGCGCGCGUUAAAGCAACUUGAUAUCGCGACUGGCAAGGAGAAGGUGGAAGGUGGAUACAAGACGAACGGUACUGCGACGAGCACUUAUCGCGAGGGCAACAGUACGCUUCAGUUUGAGGUUACGCCGAGUAAUGCGACGUAUAACACAGCGUUGAAUGCGCCUGAUCCAGAGCCGACGUGGAGUGUUGCGGUGGAGGCGAGGGGAUUGGAGAAGAGGGGUGGGUGGAGAUUGGACAGGCCAAGAUCGCCGAGGGGUGGGAAAUGAACUACUCGAGGGCGCCGGUGAUUGAAUAGGAGCAGUG